AUGGAGACUGAAAACAAGCCCGUGGAGCAGCAGAUCGACAACGUAGCGACCAACCUGAGCGAGCUCAAGGUUUCGACUGAAGGAGGAGAGGAGAAGACCCAACCCUCAGAUGAGGGACGGCCAAGCACCAAGCCAGCCAGCGGUGAGACCACCGAUGCGGCUGAUGCUGGCGCUGAGCAAUCGACAGAGGCCGAGGCCGCAACCACAGAUGAGGCUGGAGGGCUUCUGCCCUCGCCUGCCCCAGCGCAGGAUCCCUCGGCCUACGCUGCGGACCCCACCAAUUUCGAAAUCAAACAUCCCCUGCAGAAUCGGUGGAGCCUCUGGUACGAUAACCCGAGGAAGAGAACCUCUGCCGACACCUGGGGCAACCACCUCAAGCACGUUGUUGAAUUCGAUACGGUCGAAGAUUUUUGGAGACUCUACAACAACGUGAUGCCUGCGAGCCGCCUGGAGCAUGGCAGCAACUACCAUCUGUUCAAGGCCGGCAUCGAGCCCAAGUGGGAGGACGCCGCCAACACCAGGGGAGGCCAGUGGGUGGUGACCUUCAGCAACAAGCAGAGGAAGGAGAAACUGGACAAGCUCUGGCUUUACACGAUCCUUGCCUGCAUCGGUGAGGCGUUCGAGGAGGAAGAGGAGGUGUGCGGUUGUGUUGUGAGCAUCAGAAAGGCUCAGGACAGAAUUGCCAUCUGGACGAGGACUGCCUCCAAGGAGGCGGCUGUGAGGUCGAUCGGAAUGCAGCUCAAGCGUACGCUGGAGAUGCCCGCCGGCUCGGUUGUGGGGUACCAGGUGCACUCCGAUUCCAUGAAGACGCAGUCUUCGUCUUCCGCCAAGUACCGCUACGAAGUGUAG
This is a messenger RNA of Acanthamoeba castellanii str. Neff, 849 nucleotides long. Its product is annotated as eukaryotic initiation factor, putative. NCBI's taxonomy places the organism in Eukaryota, Discosea, Longamoebia, Acanthamoebidae. The record is from RefSeq and is a predicted model, not a curated record. Gene Ontology annotation, biological process: translational initiation. Gene Ontology annotation, molecular function: translation initiation factor activity; RNA 7-methylguanosine cap binding. Gene Ontology annotation, cellular component: eukaryotic translation initiation factor 4F complex. The coding region runs from base 1 to 849 and encodes 282 amino acids. The transcript is spliced from 6 exons.